Messenger RNA from Seminavis robusta, 972 nucleotides. NCBI's taxonomy places the organism in Eukaryota, Bacillariophyta, Bacillariophyceae, Naviculales, Naviculaceae. The record is from the annotation of a GenBank genome assembly.
AUGGCCUCCCUGUUCCUGGUUAGGAUUCAAGGAGUUGGUAUCCUUCCUGCCGUGUUCCUAGUGCUGGGAUUUCUUCGCGCUUCAGCAGCUCUGACCCCCAUUGAACCCAAGGUGAAAUCAUUGAGCGACUUGAAGAUCGAUCCUGUAGAUCCGUUGGUGCCUCUUGCGAGCACUGUGCUGGUCGUUCCCGAUGAAAAUCUUGCCAGAGAUGUUGUCUUUGUGGAAAAGGCCGUGAAUCAAAGAAUAGAGGGAUUGGAAGACUUGCAAAGGAUCAGCCGAUACUGGGACCGUGACUUUGAAUCGUCUCAAUCAGGAGUGGCGGCAGCAAUCCGCAGGGCAUCCGCACUCUCCAGCGAUGUUGCUGUGGUGUGCUGGAACGUGACUUGGGUCCCUCCAACAACCGAAUGGCUCGCAAAUCUUGGCAAGCUGUUGGAACCCAGAGUUGAGACAAAGUUCGUUGCCUACAAUCAUCUGGCUGGACAACCAAGCACAUUUUCAUGGAGAGCCGUCUUUAAGCUAUUUGAAGAUGUCGUGAACAAAGGUGUCUUGUGUGUGCCACUGGCCUGCAUAGAGGGGACCACAACGCUUCAGUAUUCCAAAAAUUCCAAGGUCAUCCGAAUAACGGAGGACCUUGCCUACGCUGAAGAUCUGCGUCGUGGUGCAUUGCAAAAUCGAAAAUGCGCACAAGAUCUUCGCUUGUUCCUGGAAGCCGGAAGGAGAUUGCAGGAUCGUCCAAGUGAUUGGGAUGACUCUGUAGCAACGAGCUUGCCUUGGUCGACAGUAGCUGGUUCUAAUCCACUGGAUGUGGAUCCUGUAGAAGAGGGGCCGUCAGUGGCGAUUGCGUUUGUCGGAAUAGUAUUUCUGAGCUUGCUUGUCUUUGCCAGCGCAAUUGCUCCUCAGUUGAUUGGGCAGUCCUUGUUCGGCCCUCCCAACUACAUUGUGAGCCCAGAGGAACUUAAAAGUAUCUACUAG